AGUGGAGACCGGAGAGAACUAAUUUCCGGGUGAAGGCCCAGAGCCCAAGAGGGCCCAAGUGGGCCCAAGUAGGCCCACAGGCCUUGUCCUCUCGUCGUCGUUACCCGCAAACAGAGGAAACCCACCGGCGAAAACCAACGUUUUGCUUUGCAUCGAUCGAUUCACUUGCGGAGAGCUCAAAUCUGCAACUUCGCCUUCACGCGCAGAGGUUGAUGACACAGAUCGUCUCCGACUGAGGCAUCCCGCGACGAGCUUCGGACCUUCAUCAGCUUCCGAUAGCCGCGCCAGAUCUGCCCCCACACAAAUGGCGCCCGUCUCGGCUCUAGCCAAGUACAAGCUGGUGUUCUUGGGGGACCAGUCCGUCGGGAAGACCAGCAUCAUCACUCGCUUCAUGUACGAUAAAUUCGACAACACUUACCAGGCUACCAUUGGUAUUGAUUUCUUGUCAAAAACUAUGUACCUUGAAGACCGAACUGUUCGCUUGCAACUUUGGGAUACGGCUGGACAGGAAAGAUUUAGAAGUCUCAUUCCAAGCUACAUCCGCGACUCUUCUGUUGCCGUAAUUGUAUAUGAUGUUGCAAGCCGACAAACUUUCCUGAAUACUGUAAAAUGGAUUGAAGAGGUUCGUACAGAGCGGGGCAGCGAUGUCAUCAUUGUUCUUGUUGGGAACAAAACUGAUCUCGUGGAGAAAAGGCAAGUUUCUAUUGAGGAAGGAGAAGCCAAAGCCCGUGAACUCAACGUGAUGUUUAUUGAAACAAGUGCAAAAGCUGGCUUCAAUAUUAAGGCACUAUUUCGGAAAAUUGCUGCCGCUCUGCCUGGAAUGGAGAAUCUGUCUUCGACAAAGCAAGAAGACAUGGUUGAUGUGAAUCUGAGAAGCACUGCCGCCAAUUCAACGCAAUCGCAGACUCAGUCUGGUGGAUGCGCUUGUUAACCACAGCCUCGGCGGAUCAGAUCUUUAAUCAUUAGACUAAGUUCACUGAUUUCUCUAAAUCAGUGAUUCUUCAAUCUUCAAGCCAGCAGGUUCUGAUCAUGUUUUUAUCAGCUUCUUCUUGGGGAAGUAUCAUUUUGGGCAUAAUUGGCCGAGGACUUCUAUGUACAAGAAGUUAUACUUUUUGAGUGUGAAUCUGUUGGAUAGUUUGGGUACUCUAUGGGAUGUGCAGUUAAUGCUGUAUUUUGAAUUGAUCCUGAGUCGGGUCGCUAGGAAGAACUGUCUCUUUGUCUGCAGGUUUUUCAUUUUGCAAGUGCGCAAUUGUAUGUGAAAUAAUGACAAUUUAAUUUAAGUUGAAAACUACCGACAUAUUGUGCAGCGA
Molecule: messenger RNA, 1310 nt
Organism: Punica granatum (pomegranate)
Lineage: Eukaryota; Viridiplantae; Streptophyta; Magnoliopsida; Myrtales; Lythraceae
Source: RefSeq, a predicted model, not a curated record